Molecule: messenger RNA, 705 nt
Organism: Parascedosporium putredinis
Lineage: Eukaryota; Fungi; Ascomycota; Sordariomycetes; Microascales; Microascaceae
Source: the annotation of a GenBank genome assembly
AUGGCGGCCAGUCUCGCGGGAAAGACAUUUUUCAUCACCGGCGGCGCAUCUGGCAUGGGCCUGGCAACGAAACUCGCCGCCGUGACGGACUCAGUCGACGUUUCCUACAGAUCCCGGAUCCUCACCCAGCCAGUCGACGUGGCCGACCGAGGCGCGAUCAAGAGCUUUCUAGAAGGCACAAAGAGGCACUUUGGCCGCGUGGACGGCAUUGCGAAUAUCGCGGGAAUCGGAGGGCGUCUGAUUGGCACGCACCCGAUCUGGGAGAUACCGACGGCAGAGUACGACUUGGUCAUGGAUGCCAACGCGCGUAGCGUCUUCAAUACGCUGGCAGAAGGGUUGGUGCCGGGUUUCAUGGAGACGCCCGGAAGUAUUGUUAACGUGGGGAGCAUGUAUUCCGUUCGCGGUUUCAAAAACGCCGCCCCGUAUUGCGGGAGCAAGCACGCGAUGAUUGGGUUGACUAAAACAGCCGCCAUUGAAGCUGGCGAGGGAGGAAUAAGGGUGAACGCUUUACUCCCUGGUUGUGUCGAUACUCCGCUUCUGCGCGCCACGUUUGAGAGAUUUGACGAGGAGCCAAACCAAAACACACCAAUCCCACGAUAUGGGGAGCCCCAGGAAAUUGCCAAUGUUAUUGCCUAUCUGUUGAGCUCUGAGAGUUCAUUUGUUACCGGAGCAGUCUGGAAUGUCGACGGUGGAGCUAAUGCUUAG